UUUGUAUUAUCUGACAAAAAGAUUUGUCAAACUCCCAAAAAUGUGUGACAACAAAAAUGAAGAAUCAACUAAAAUAUCAUCGAAAGAAUGUCCUUGUCUUAGUGUGGGAUUUGCAGAAGCUGCACUCGGUGUAAAAUUUCCAUUUGGAAUAUCGAAAACGUCUAUUGGUAUAAUAGACUUUGGUGAAGUGUUACCAGGAAAUCUGACCACAAAAUGUAUCGAAUUGAAGAAUAAUCUAGAUCAACCAGUAUCGUAUUACGUACAUCGAAUGUCUUAUGUGCAUGAUAUAUACCAGUCUUUUCAUUUCAAUAAAUACAAUGUAACAGUAAACCCGAGGACAAUUUCACAGUUGAAGAUCACAUAUUCCCCAUUAUUUGAGAAUGAGAAGAGUUCGGAUUUAUUUGUAGUUUCAGCUCGGGAUUCCACAGAGUUGGAAAAACUGAGACUGAUAGGAAAAUGUCUUGGAACUAAGGUUAAAUGUUCGACUAAACGUUUAUAUUUCACUGUGACACCGAACGUAGUCAAACGAGUUAACACAUUUGAGCUGAAAAAUGUUUCAAAAGUACCUGCUACAUUUCAAUUUGACAUCAAUGAGAACGAGGAGGUUUUCCUAGUGGACAUUGUAAAUGGACAAAUUCAACCCAAAAAAAGCAUCUACAUAACCGUUACCUUCAACGGAAAAAUUGAAGGAAUGCACUACAAGAAACUUGUAGCUUUGAUUUACAAGCACGAACCCAUUUUAAUAGAUUUGGUAGGAAUAUACAGCAAAAACAGAAAUUAUGAAAAUGAUCUACGAAAUGUCGUUAUGUACCCUUACGAAGUAUGUAAUAUUUACGAUGCCUACUUCAAUGACUUCGGAUCUGCCGAUGAAAAAUUGCUACCCUACAAAUUUAAUCAGAAUUAUAUCGAUUUUGGAAGAGUUUUACCACAACAUUAUGCAAGAAACCGAAGUGACAAUAUAGCUGUAGCUAUAAUAAAAAAUAAUAUGGUACAUGAUAUAUUAAUUAAAUGGUACAACGAUCCGGACAAAAUAUUUUCUGUUAAUCCAAAUGUUCUUGAUGUGAAACCUGAUGAGACAGGUUACUUUGAAGUAACAUUCAAUCCGGACUUCAGAGAUCAUCUAUACUUCAGAAAAAUGUCUGCUCAGAUCCACUGGAGAAAUACUCCAAGACCUAAUACACCAAUUGCCCUAAAUUGUGACGAAUCGCAAGAAGAUGAACAUGUUCCACUCGAAGCUAAUAUAAUUAUGAUUGGGCAUUCUUUCCCCGAAAACCAAUUAUGGAUAAGUGCUGUUGAAAUAAUUCCUGCCCAAAUCCUAUUUCCUGUUUGUAUUCCCGGCCAUCAGUCCUACUCAACCUUUAUGAUGAAGUCCGAUGGUCAUCUACCAGUACUCUUCAAAUUCAUAUCACCAAGGAAAAGUUCGAUAACCGUGAAACCCAUGAUGGGUUUGAUGAGGUUCACGAAACUGUUCGUGGUCAAGUUACAAACUCAGGCUACAUCUACGCUGUAUAAGGAAGAAUGGAGGAUGGAAAUCAACGGCAUGCCCCAAAAAUAUUUGAAGAUAACUUUCCUUGGACAGUCGGCUGUACCAUCUGUCUUGAUAGGCGAUAAUAACACGAUACAUUUCAAUGCUACAUUACCUGGUUGCCAGGAUAUAGUGAAGGUCCCCAUCAAAAAUACUUCUUGUUACCAUCUGAGAUUGGAACUGAUCGGCAGCCAUGAAUAUUUUCACGUAAAACCUCCAUUCGUCGAGCUCUAUCCAAACGAGGAGAUCGACACCGAGUGGACCUUCAACGCAAAACUAGAUGUGCCAGACCAGACGGAUAUCCAAUGUAGUAUGAGAGUCAUCUCAAAUCUCGAUCAACUGAUUGGAUUACCUUUCGAGGUCGAUGUGAAAAUACAUGCAGCUUGCGAGUAUGCCCAAAUUUGUGCCACUCCGAGAUACACAGAUUUCGGUGAAGUACCUUGGGGUGCUGAAAGAGAGGUCCACUUCAAGAUCUUCAAUUUUGGUAAAUCUGCCGUCUGCUACGCCUUGAAGGCCAUUACAUUCAGUGAAAAUCAUGAUACCAUAAAAAUUUCUCAUACUUUUGGGAGAUUAAGGCCCAACGAAAACACAACAGUUUGCAUCUCAUUCAAAACAAAGACAGCAGGAGAUCACGUUGCCCAGAUAGUUUAUAUGACAAGGAUAAAUGAGUUUGGAGAGGUCCUGGCUCCUAAUCCACCAGUAGAUUUAUUUUCAAUAAAAUAUAGGUGUAUUCAUCCAGCUUUACAGAUUGAGGAAUGCGUGGAGCAUAAUUUAGGAAUUCUUUUCAGCAAAUUAGAUAUGUGGAAUUUUUUCUGUGUCAACAGGAUCAAUGAAGAUCUUGUAAAAGUGAGGGAAGGUGAGACAAGAACCAUCAAAAUAGAAUUACCUAGUACACCAUGUCACGAGAAAGAAUACCACAUACGAUUCGUUCUAAGGAAUAUUACAAAAUUUGACCUCGACGUAUCAUUGUCUAGGGUGAAAAUGUGCUCUUGUCAAAUAACAGAGAUCUCUAAGAGCUUAUCAUUCAGACAGAAAGUUUUCAAGUGUCCACAUAGGAAUAUGCUAAGGAUGCAGCUAUCUGAUGAGACUAUACAUGGGCUCUCCUUUCAGUACUUGGAUGUAUUUAUGAACUUCAAUAUUAUAACCAACGACCAAGUAGCCUACGACCUGAAACUGGCAAAACAAAGACAUAUAGAAUUAUGUUUCCAAAUUGAUAGUAUUUCUUUAGACAUACGAAAACUGUCAGUAUACAAUAUCCAAAGGCACAAGAGGUUUUUGAAUAUGUUUAUUGGAGCGAAAGAACCUCCUUAUCAGACUGUAUGGUUGUACAAUUAUACCUCUCAAGAAGCAGAUUAUCAUGUGAUCGAAGAACAAAUUGACGCCUUGAACGAAAAUGAAGGAUUUCCUGUUUUAUCGUGUCUGAAUUAUCGAGGAACUGUUCCUCCUCUUUCAUCGAAAGCAAUACUGUUCAGGUUCCACCCAAUUGAGGCAAAGAAAUAUCAGGCGACAGUCCCCAUGAUUCUGGGAUCUGAAAAAAUUUCUAUGAAGUUUACAGGCAGAGGAACUUACAAAUAUGAUCAUGAUUUGAUUCAUAAUCUGAAUAGCCCAAUGCCAGGAAUUUCGUUUCAUUUUGGGGAAUUUCCAAUAACUCUUUCGGCUGAAUACAUGAUUAUUGAAGCAUUUUCUGUGUGGAGUGACAUAGAGAGAAUGAUAUACAUGAGAAACAUUACGAAAGAUAGAGAAAUAAAAUACACUUGGCAAAAGUCAUUUAUCGAAGGAAUAAUUGAAAUAGAAGCGGACGAAUCCAGUGGCAUAAUAGAACCUGAUGAAGUUAUUGCAAUCUUAUUAAAAGUCAAAUCUUUCGAGAUACCGGCUAUCUCAACUAUAAAUAUGUCGUGUGAACUGGUGGACAUAACGCAAAAUGAAAGACAUAAAAAAUCAUUACAGGAAUACCAAGAAAGACAGAAGGAGAUUGAGCAGUACUUCAUGAUAGACGAAAAAGGAAUGCAUACAGCGACAAAUGAUUAUAUAAUUGAGCCACCAUCUGAAUUGAAAUAUCUCACUAUUGCUGUAACAUUCCACACAAUCAGUACUCUGGAAUUAUCACAUUAUUUGGAUGUUGAACAAUUUUUGGGUCAAAAUCCCCUAGAAACUUUUGAACCCAAAAAAACUGAUACAUCAAAGAUAUGUGCAAAUAAAGAAGGAGAAACAAUUGAAGAAAUAGAAUUGUGUAAUACCUACAACCCAUUUAUAUCCCAGAUAUUAGAAUGUUUCAUUAUGGAUACGUUGAGAAGUCCUGUUUCUCAGGAGUUAGUACGAUGUUACCAGAAAGCAACUCCUCCAUAUUAUGUUCAAUUUAAACAAGAUGAAGAAAAGAAAAAAGCCUCCGGAAAGAAGACUGACAUAAAUGAACUUAAGAAGUAUUUUGCUAAGUCCCAAAUCAAAGAUGUAUCUGAGACAUUUAAAUUUCUGAUGAAGGAUAGUAUACAACAAAUAUUUUUUUGAAUUAUUUUAUUAAAAAAUAUAUUAGUUACUGUCAUAA
Molecule: messenger RNA, 4067 nt
Organism: Harmonia axyridis
Lineage: Eukaryota; Metazoa; Arthropoda; Insecta; Coleoptera; Coccinellidae
Product: cilia- and flagella-associated protein 65
Exons: 16
Coding region: 41-4030 (1329 amino acids)
Source: RefSeq, a predicted model, not a curated record